UACAAUAAGAACAUCACAAUCAUUAUGCAUUUUGCAUACAUCAUCAUUAACCUCACACAAAUUUUCUUUUUUUUUUUAAAAAAAUAAAAUUAUUGCACACUACAAUCCAAGUAUAAACUAGCCCCUCACAUGUGGACACACCUAAAUUAGCAAACUAUUCCAUUAUUCAUUAAUUACAAAUAUCAAUUCCAGAAUUUACAAACGGUGGAGUAUUCAUCACUCGUAUAGUCAUUCUCUCCCAUUUCAAAAUCUCUUUUUUUUUGUAUAUCAACUCUUUUGUUUCCUGCUCUUUCUGUCACACUCGAAUCACUAUUUGCCUCCUUUUCGUUUUUUGCCUUCUUCUCUAUCAAAUAAUUCAAAUGGCCUAAAAAAAAAAAUCGUAACUUUAUGUGAUUAUUAUUAACCACAUUAAAACUGUUUUUUCCUCGGAUAAACAACAAGGGAAAUGGUGUUUGGAUUCGAACACAAGAUGAACUUUUGCUGUCUUUAUGAAAAACGCAGUUCUGGGAUCCUGUUUCUGAUUGAAUUUCUUUUAUGCAUUACGGUGAUCACAACACCAUUUACCACCGCAUUAAGAAGGGACGCCGUCGUUCUGCUUCAAGUGAAGAGCUCUCAACUGCAAGAUCCUGAUGGCCGGCUUUCCGACUGGAAAUUGUCUGCUCCAAAUUCCCCCUGCAGUUGGACCGCCAUCCUCUGCGACAACAAGACCAACGCCGUCGUUUCCAUUCAAGUUCCGAGCUUUGGUAUCUUAGGCAACUUCCCGUCGGAUUUCUGCCGAAUUCAAACUCUCCGGACACUGGACCUUUCCGACAACUACCUCGGUGGGACGGUUUCUUCGGAGGCGCUUUCCCUCUGCUCUCAAUUGAACUUCCUUAAUUUGUCGUCUAACUUGUUUGUCGGCAACUUGCCGGAGCUCCGAACGGCCUUCGCCGACCUCACCACGUUCGACCUUUCAUUGAACAAUUUCACCGGCGAGAUUCACCGGAGUUAUGGGUUCCAGUUACCUAAGCUUCAGGUACUCCGUCUUCUCUCCAAUUUUCUUAACGGGUCGAUCCCGGGUUUCAUCUCCAACCUUACUGAGUUGACUCGUUUAGAAAUCGCCAGUAACCUUUUUUCCCCGAGCCCACUUCCGGCCGACAUCGGCCGCCUCACCAAACUUGAGAACCUCUGGUUUCCAGGUUCAAAUAUCACCGGAGUGAUUCCGGAAUCAAUUGGGAACCUCACAUCUCUCACGAACCUCGACCUUUCCUACAAUUCCCUCACCGGAAAGAUUCCCGAAAGUCUCGGUUCACUGUCGUCGGUGGUACAAAUCGAGCUUUACGGUAACAAUCUUUCCGGCGAAAUCCCAGAUGUGUUUGCCAAUCUCACUUCGUUAGUUAACUUUGACGCUUCGCAGAACAAUCUCAACGGAAAAAUUCCUGAGAGUCUCACUGGUUUAGCUUUGGAAACUUUGAACCUUAAUGACAACAAUUUGGAAGGCGCAAUUCCACAAAAUUUAGCCCUCAAUGAAAAACUUUCCCUGCUUAGACUCUUUAAUAACAGGUUAUCGGGUCAUUUGCCGGAGAAUUUGGGAAUGAAUUCGGGUUUGAAUGAGUUUGAUGUUUCAGGGAACUUCCUAGAUGGUCCAUUGCCUCCAAAUCUUUGUCUGAAGAAGCAGCUUGAGAUCUUGAUUUUGUUCAAUAACAACUUCUCAGGUUCAAUCCCUGAUUCCUACGGGGAAUGCAGUUCCCUAACUCGUGUUCGUAUUUCCAACAAUAAGUUGUCCGGGGUUAUACCGCCCAAUUUCUGGGGUUUUUCUGGUCUCGACAUGUUAGAAAUCAGCAAGAAUAAUUUUGAGGGUGUAAUUCCUCCCACUGUUUCAAAUGCCCGCGAACUGACGGAGUUUUUGGUGGCUGAUAACAACUUUAAUGGCCCUGUACCUGGUGAAAUUUGUGUCUUGGAAAAACUAGCAGUAGUUGAUCUCAGCAGAAAUCAGUUCUCUGGAGACUUGCCUUCUUGCAUGACCAAACUGAGCAAAUUACUCAAGCUUGAUGUUCAAGGGAAUCAUAUUACUGGCCAAAUUCCUACUGAUCUUACAGCUGCUUGGCCUGAUCUAACAGACUUGGAUUUAUCAGGGAAUCAGAUUUCAGGUACAAUUCCUUCUGAGCUAGGGGGGUUACCCGUGUUGACUUAUUUAGAUCUUUCUGAUAAUUUACUUACGGGUGUUAUUCCUGAUAACUUGUCAAAGCUCAAGUUGAAUAAAUUCAAUGUGUCGAAUAAUAGGCUCGAGGGUAGAGUACCACCUUCUUUUGAUAAAGGAUGGUUUGUUUCUAGCUUGUUGGGUAACCCAGGUUUGUGUAGUCCUGAUCUUAAACCUUUUCCUUCGUGCAAUAAGAGAAGGGCUACAAGCAUGAUUCUGGUGGGGAUUUUAUCAGGGUUGUCUGCAAUUCUGGUAAUAUCAUUGCUCUGGUUGGUGAUCAAGUCCAGGAAGUUGAAUUUAUUUAGAAGCAAGAGCAAGAGGUCCUGGAAAAUGACUUCAUUUCAAAGGUUAUGGUUCAAUCAGGACGACAUUUUAGCCUUCUUGAACAAGGAUAAUCUUAUUGCAACGGGUGGUUCAGGUCAGGUAUAUCGGGCUGUACUUAAGAAUGGCCAGAUUGUUGCAGUAAAGAGACUAUGGGAAGCUAAUCGCGGGCCAGAAUCUGAAGAGGUGUUCUAUUCAGAGGUUGAGACCUUAGGGAGAAUUCGGCAUGACUGCAUUGUGAAAUUGUUGUUCAGCUGUUCUGGAGCUGACUUUAGAGUAUUGGUUUAUGAGUUCGUGGAGAAUGGGAGUUUGGGAGAUGUACUGCAUGGGGAGAAGGGCGGUGUGUUGCUGGAUUGGCCGAGGAGGUUCAAGAUUGCCAUGGGGGCAGCCCAAGGUCUGGCUUAUUUGCACCAUGAUUGUGUGCCUGCAAUUAUACACCGGGAUGUGAAGUCCAAUAACAUCUUGUUGGAUGAAGAAUUUAGACCCAAAGUUGCAGAUUUUGGUUUGGCCAAAAGUCUGCUGAAGGACAUGGAGGAAGGUAGUGAAAUGUCAAAGGUUGCUGGCUCCUACGGCUACAUAGCUCCAGAGUAUGGAUACACAAUGAAAAUCACAGAGAAGAGUGAUGUGUACAGCUUUGGAGUGGUUCUAUUGGAACUAAUAACUGGGAAGAGGCCGGUUGACCCGUAUUUUGGAGAAAGCAAAGACAUAGUGAAGUGGGUAACAGAGGUGGCAUCAUCUAUUCCAGAACAAGGGGGUGCAAAUGAAAGUGUCGGCAUUUGUGACGAGUUUCUGGAUCAAAUCAUAGAUCCGAGGAUGAAACCUUCUACAUCUGAGAUGCAAGAGAUUAAGGUUGUUCUGAACGUAGCUUUACAAUGCGUGUCUUCUCUUCCCUUGAGCAGGCCUUCCAUGAGAAGAGUUGUGGAGCUGCUCAAGGACAAAUCCAGGACUCGUUCCAAGUAAUGUACAUAGAUAGAUAACAAUGUAGAACUUUGUCGUAAUAGGUUUGUGCAGUAGGCAGUCCUGGAGAAAUCCAUUCCAGUUUUGUUCUAUUGGAAAAUAAACGAUUCAUCAGCUCAUAGCUAGCUGAUCCUGUUUUCAAAUAGAAUCACGCAAUAUCAAUACAAGAAUCAUUUCCUCCGGUUCUAAUUAUAAGACAAAAUUUUUUUAAAAAAUGUGCAACUUAUUUGGAAUCGCGUCUUAUAAAUUGGAUCGGAGGAAUAGUGGCACAACAAGAGAUGCUCAUGAGCAGCGCCCUACAUUUUCCAUUACUCUGUCAACACUCGGCUUUUUUUACUAAUGUAGAAUUACUAUUCUGAAUUUCUGAUUAUUUGAACUUGCCUUUUUGCCUUGUAGGAAUCGAAUAU
Messenger RNA from Oldenlandia corymbosa var. corymbosa, 3864 nucleotides. Lineage: Eukaryota; Viridiplantae; Streptophyta; Magnoliopsida; Gentianales; Rubiaceae. The record is from the annotation of a GenBank genome assembly.